UACAACUAUUUCAGUUAGUCUACUACACCCAUACUAUACUCACAAUGUUUUUAAAGGCACUCUGCUUCGUCUCCAUAUUCGCAGUAGCGUUGGCCCAAUAUGGCCACGGGUACGGCCAUGGUUACUCCUCUCAGCACUUUGUAAAGCAUGAUGGGCAUCCUGAAGUCGUCCACGGUCAUCACGGACAUCAUGACUAUCAUACUCAUCCCAAAUACGAGUUCGACUACAAAGUUGAAGACCAUCACACAGGAGACAGGAAGUCGCAGCAUGAGCACCGUGAUGGAGACGUGGUAAAGGGCGUCUAUUCUCUUCAUCAACCUGAUGGUUCCGAAAGGACUGUCCACUACCAUGGAGACCACCACACUGGUUUCCACGCUGAUGUGAAAUUCGGUACCCAUCACAUCAUCCCUCAUCAUCAUCAUUACUGAGAAAGUAAUCGCUGUUUAUAUGAUUUUUGUUACUUUUAUAUAUACCCCAUGUGUUCAAAUAAAAUGA
This is a messenger RNA of Pieris rapae (cabbage white), 495 nucleotides long. Its product is annotated as cuticle protein 7-like. Gene Ontology annotation, cellular component: extracellular matrix. The record is from RefSeq and is a predicted model, not a curated record. NCBI's taxonomy places the organism in Eukaryota, Metazoa, Arthropoda, Insecta, Lepidoptera, Pieridae. Bases 45 to 428 code for a protein of 127 amino acids. The transcript has 4 exons.